Messenger RNA from Pangasianodon hypophthalmus (striped catfish), 1075 nucleotides. RefSeq names its product interleukin 10 (gene il10). The transcript is spliced from 5 exons. Gene Ontology annotation, cellular component: extracellular region. The record is from RefSeq and is a predicted model, not a curated record. Gene Ontology annotation, biological process: immune response. Lineage: Eukaryota; Metazoa; Chordata; Actinopteri; Siluriformes; Pangasiidae. The coding region runs from base 78 to 626 and encodes 182 amino acids. Gene Ontology annotation, molecular function: cytokine activity.
CUGCACUUCUCCUCCCCCCGAGGAUUGAGCGGCACGCUUACGAAAGGGUUAACACUGGUGUGACGAGAUCUUCGAGAAUGCUCCUGUAUAGGUUCCUCCUGUUUGCUUUGCUGACGGCUUUGCUGCUUCAGGCUGCUCAGUGCAAGAGGACGAUCUGCAAAGACAGCUGCUGCUCCUUCGUUGAGAAAUUUCCAGUCAGAUUGAAAGCACUUCGUUCUUCAUACGCCAAGAUCCGAGACUACUACGAAUCCAAGGAUGAGCUGGACACCUCACUAUUCAACAGAACAGUUCUUGAACACUUCAAAAGCCCUUACGGAUGCAGUGUCAUGAACGACAUUCUGCAUUUCUACUUGGAGACCGUGUUGCCUAGUGCCAUCACAGGACACAUAACCAAAGACCACUUCAGAACUCCCAUCGACACCAUCGGAAACUUAUUCCAAGAGCUCAAGAGGGAGCUGAUCCAGUGUAGGAGUUACUUCACAUGCCGGAAACCUUUCGAAAUCUCCAGCGUCAAGAACUCAUACAGUCAAAUGGGAGGGAAAGGCCUUUACAAAGCCAUGGGAGAGCUGGACAUGUUGUUCAACUACAUUGAAGAUUAUGUGGCAUCACAGGGACGUAGACGCUGAAUGAAUGGAUAAGGACACACUUGAUAAGCCAACGGGACCCCUAUUUGAAUAGUGUGGAAACAAGACUGGAACAUAAUAUUUACACUGGAUGUAUAAAUGUCUAAAUGCACAAAUAUUUAUUUAUUACUACUUUAAAAACUCUGUUUCUGCUGUGCUACCACACUAAAUGAUUUGCCUUUUUUGUACUUGGCUGUUUUUUGUACAGCCCUAGAAUAGUUCCCGAUGUGUUUAUCUUCCUAGAAGAAUUAAGCUCAUACUGUUUAAGUCAUAUUGACCACAGCUUUUCUGUAAUGUAGUUGCUUUUUGCAAUGAAGUGUAAUAACUGUUAAAAAUGUCGACAAUUUUUUAUAUUUAUUAACAGUGUAAUUGCUACUUCAGAGCUUUUAAUUUAUUGUUUUGUAUGUUGUAUUAAAUGCUGGUACUUUGGUUAACUGAAGUAUUAACUGUUU